Molecule: messenger RNA, 9057 nt
Organism: Salvelinus fontinalis (brook trout)
Lineage: Eukaryota; Metazoa; Chordata; Actinopteri; Salmoniformes; Salmonidae
Product: protein TANC1-like
Exons: 25
Coding region: 2833-8124 (1763 amino acids)
Molecular function (GO): protein binding
Source: RefSeq, a predicted model, not a curated record
CUCUCUCUCUCUCUCUCUCUCUCUCUGUUUUAGCCACAGUUGUGUGAUUUGAAUGUAGCGUUUUUAAACAGUAAACACCAUUUUCCACUGCCCACAUAGACCCAUAAUGUAUCUCCAAUAACCAUUAUGAAUGUAAAGUAAAUAUAGAUAAUUAUAAUAUACAUUUACUUACCAUUUCCUUCAAAAUCUUGUGUUAAUUUGCAAUACUUUUCAAUGUGGCGUUUUCAAUAUAUGCUUUUCCAUGUGCUUAGCUCGUUAUGAAUUUUAAUGAACCCUGAAUGGUGCAGAGGUAUAAUUUUAACAUCAUAUAAGAUGAUUAGGUUUGCCUUUCAAAUCCACCUCAGCAGACUCAAACAAGUUAAUGAUUAGAAAUGAAUAGCUGUAAAAUACAUUUGAGUGUAUUCAGUGUAGGGUUCGGUAAUGACUUUGACUUUGGUAAUGACUUUGACAGGCCACAUCGUUAUUCUCUUUUGCACAAAAAACGAGAAUUCUCCUGUCGGAUAAGAAUGAUGAGGAAUGAAUUUCUCCCCGAAUUUGAAGGUGUUGUUUCUUUGAGACGGAGGGUGCAGAGUCAGAUCUUCUUCUGAGUUUUUGUGGAUCUCUGCUUUGACCAGAGUGCCUUCCCACUGGGCAGAAACUGUUUGAAUCAACGUUUCCACCAGUGGAGGCUGCUGAGGGGGGGACGGCUCAUAGUAAUGGCUGGAAUGGCGUCAAUGGACAGGUAUCACAUGCAAACCACGUUUGAUACCAUUCCAUUGACUCCAUUUCAGCCAUUAUUAGUAGCCGUCCUCCCCUCAGCAGCAUCCACUGAUUUCCACAUCAUUUUAUCCCCCCCAAAAAUGUAAUGUGAUGACAUUGAAUCAACGUGGGGAAAUGAUUGGAUUUCCAAAAAGUCAGCAACGUGAGGGAAUUUCAUAUUUUUUUCACCCAACUUUGAACCUUAAUCUGAUGUCUUGGUGACUUUUUGUUGUUGUUGAUUUCACGUUAGUUGACAACUCAAGCAAAUGUAAUUGAAAAAAAAUAGACGUUGAACUGACGUCUGUGCACAGUGGGUUGAAGUGUGCUAAGAUUUGAUUGAACAACCUUCUGCCAGAAAGAACCAAGCGUGCUCCAGCUCCCAGUCAAUUACACAACCCAGUGUGGACCAAAAGACUUCAGAUGUAUGUUUUUCACAGAAAGAGAACGUGUAUCAGAGUGAUAAUGUGGAAGGGAGCUGCUAGUGUGACAGUUGCUGUGACUACGGUUGGUUUACUACUUUACUUCCAUUAAGCUGGAUAAUGGAGGGUGACAUUACAGGAUUCAUUUAGUUCAGAUAAUACCCUGUUUUAAUUUCUAUCCGAGAUGGCACCCAACUAUCCUGGCAUUGACGGUCUCUUUUUCUUUCCCAUUUGUAAUGUACACCGUUCGAUCAGGAGGUCCAGCCAGCCAGUCAGAUCUCUUGCAGACAGUCCAGCCCCGUGUGCCACCAAGCAUCUGUUUGUCCCUCUGUCUCUCUCACUGUCUGUGACUAACAGCUCUGCGUGUGAUCUCUGCUGUGUAGGAAAGGUGCCGGUGCCUGCCUUUCGUCUAACCAGUCAGCUCGUUUCAUCACCACCCCUUGUCUGAGAGAUGGAGGAAGUUGUGACUUUAGGCGGAGAAGAGAGGAGGGAUAUGCGAUGGUGAAGUGGUGGUGGCUGUUUCCUCUUAUUUGCUUACUGUGUAUUGCAUCAUCUCUACGGUUCAUUGGAGAGAGCAAUGGAUUAUGUGGAGGCGGGGAGAGGAUAUCGACAGUGAGAUUGAAAGAAUGGGGCGAUCCUGAGGGCUUGAGGGGAGGGAGAGGGAUGGAGAGGGGGAAUUGAUGGAGGAAUACACUCUUAGAAAAAAAGGUGCAUUCUAGAACCUAAGACGGUUCUCCGGCUGUCCCCACAGGAGAACCCUUUGAAGAACCCUUUCUGGUUCCAGGUAGAACCCUUUUGGGUUCUGUGUAAAACUCUUUCCCACCGAGGGUUCUACGUGGAACCCAAACGAGUUCUAGCUGAAUCCAAAAAGGGUUCUACCUGGAACCAAAAAGGGUUCACCUUUUGGAACUCUUUUUCCCAAGAGGGAUUGAGGGGAGAGAUGGAUGAGAAGGUGUCUAACCCAAGAAGGGUUGAGAGUAACCAACAAGCUGUGUCUCGGCCCUCCCACAAUCCUUCCCUUCUUCCUCAUCUCUCUCAAUAGUAGCUCUGUUUCCUAGACAUCAUCAUAUUUUCCAACUCACUGUUGUAUGUAAACAGGAUAUAGAGGUGUCGUAUUGAACACCCUCUCCUCAUCCACCUCUGCAUAUGUACAGUGGCGACCUGGAGGUGAAAAGUCAUGGCAUCAGGCCCUUCUCAGUGAUGUAUCGACGCACCAUAUUGCUCAUCUCAGCCCAAUCUGUCCGGACGGGGCAGCCAGUGCCAAAGACGGCGGUGCAAUGGCGCCUACCCUCUGCUGGAGGCCAGGGCAGAGCUGAGCUCAUUGAGAUACUACGUCUGUCUCCUAACCAGCCGGGAGCGCUGAGCAGGCACACACACAUACACAUAUGGACACACACGCAGACAGAACUGCUUCAGUCAUGCAGCCAGGGACUGAGAAAGGCACAGCCACUUCAUCGGUAAUGAGGCCGACCGGCGCUGCUGCUGCUGCUGACCUGUGGAUGCAUACAUGAACCUCUCCUCCAUCGGCAUAGUAUACAUAAUCCUCCAUCGAAUCGACGUAGCCAGGUAGGAGGAAAGGCAGGAAGGAGGAACUGAGCUGAACUGGGCUGGGCUACAGAACGAGCUGCACGCGGAGCUCCAGCCCAGCUCCUCCUCCUUCUCAACCCAGGAACUGAUGACCAGGCUGGGCUUCUUACUGGGAGAAGGGACCCCAGCCUCGCCUAGCACCCCCAUGGAGGACCGGAGGGAAAAGAAGUGUAAUAUCUCUGGCCAGGCGGUGAGCCCAUGCUCCACAUUGACCUGCAGCACUACGUCUCCAUGCUCAGACAGCCCCUGCUCCACCCUGGGUAGCAGCAGUACCGGGGGGCCACCCUCCUGUCUUCCCAAUCCCAGCCCCAGCCCAGGUGGGACCCUACUCAGCCCCAGUCCCUGCCGGAGCCCCAGUUCCACGCUUGAGAGCCAGGAUAGCGGAAUCAUAGCUACCAUCACCAGCUCUCCUGAGAAUGAGGAUCGCGGUGGUUCCACUCUGGACCUGAGCAAAGAUGGCAGCUGGAGGGGCGCUGGGCGUGGCGGGCACCGAGGCGACUCCUGCCCUCCUGUCGCCAAGGACGACCUGCCAGGACCCAGCGAGGCUCCGCCCAGGUCUGAAAUCACCAUACUAGAGGAACCCAGAACUCCGCCCCCAGCCAAGAGGCCCCUCCCACAGCGCCAUACGCACAGCACUUCUUCCCUGGUGAUGCCACGCCCUAACUCUGUGGCAGCGACUAGUUCCACUAAGCUGGAGGAUCUGAGCUACCUGGAUGAUCAACGGAGUGCUCCCCAGCGAAGCUCCAUCAAACAGCCCUGGAACAGCACAGGGGGAAGGGACGCCAAAGCGCGUUUCGCUCCCUUCAAAUCAGGUGACAUCGUGCUGAAGCCGUUGUUGUUUGAGGUUCCUGCCGUCGCCAUGGAUGCACCUUUCCAAGGCCGCGAUUGGCUGUUCCAUCGGCUAGAGGAGGUCCUAAGGAAGAGUGACACCUGCGAGGGCCGUGGGGCCGUUAUCGUGGGCGAUGUGGGCUUCGGCAAGACGGCCGUCGUCUCGCGGCUGGUGGCUCUCAGCUGUCAUGGAGGUCACAUGCAACAGGUCCCCACCCAGAGCCCCUGCACCUCCCCCAAAAGUGGGGAUAGGGGGACAGACGGAGCCUCCAAACAGCCGCCCCAGCCCAGCACCCCCACCACAGACCCCCAGCCCAGCGAAACAACCUGCCCCGGGACACCAGAGGCACACCGAGACGAUGCUGUCAAACGCCUGGCCAGCAAGGUGGUGUCCUACCACUUCUGCCAGGCUGACAACACCUACACCUGCCUGGUCCCAGAGUUUGUGCACAGUGUCGCCGCCCUGCUGUCCAGAGCGCCACAGCUCAGCGGCUACAGGGAGCUGCUGCUAAAGGAACCUCAUAUACAGAGCAUGCUCAGUCUGCGCUCCUGUGUCCAGGACCCCAUCGCUGCCUUCCGCAGGGGAGUCCUGGAGCCCAUCGUAAACCUGCGGAAGGAAAGGAAGAUCCCGGAAGAAGACUUCAUCCUCCUGGUUGACGGUCUGAACGAGGCAGAGUUCCACAAGCCGGACUACGGAGACACCGUCGCCUCCUUCAUCACCAAGAUCGUCUCCAAGUUCCCCUGCUGGCUCAAACUGUUGGUCACUGUCAGGACCUGUCUGCUGGAGAUCACCACCCUCCUACCCUUCUCCAGACUCUCACUUGACGACUUCCCAGAGAGCAGCGAGAUCGGCGGGGACCUUAGCGACUACAUCCAACACCGGGUCAUCGUCAGCCCCGAGAUUGCCGCCAACGUCACCACGCCCAACGGCACCGUCCCCGACCCCCUCCUCCUCAGCAAGUUCAACACCCACCUGGCCUCUCGCAGCCAGGGCUCCUUCCUCUACCUAAAACUGACCCUGGACCUGUUCCAGAGAGAGCACCUGGUUCUCAAGGGAGGCAACUACAUGGUAGUGCCCGUCUCUCUGGCUGAGGUGUACCUGCUGCAGUGCCAUGCCGGGUUCGACGGGGACCAAACCUUCGAGCGGGUGCUGCCCGUACUCAACGUGGUGCUGGCAUCGUUACACCCGCUGACGGACGAGCAGCUGUUCCGGGCGCUGAACGCUGGGGGUGUGAGAGGAGAGAUGUCCUGGGAGGACUUCCAACAACGCCUGGAGACCCUGGCCUCUGUCCUGGUGAGACGCAGGGACGGCACCCGCAUGCUCUUCCAACCCUCAUUUAGAGAGUGGCUAGUGUGGAGGGCGGACGGAGAGAGCACCGACUUCCUCUGUGACCCCAGGAGUGGCCAUGCUCUGUUGUCCUUCAUGUUCUCCAGACAGGAGGGCAAGCUCAACCGGCAGCAGACCAUGGAGCUGGGACAUCAUAUCCUGAAAGCACACAUCUUCAAGGGUCAGAGUAAGAGGACAGGUGUGUCCUCCAGUGUUCUGCAGGCUCUGUGGGUGAGCUGUAGCACUGACAGCCUCUCUGCCGCCUUGGCCUCCCUCAGAAAUCUCUACACACCCAAUGUCAAGGUGAGUCGUCUGCUGAUGCUGGGCGGGGCGAGUGUGAGCGGGCGUUCAGAGGUGCUUGGUCGUUCCCCUGUGCUGGGUGUGCACGCCCACCUGGGUCACCUUGAAAUGGUGUCCCUGCUGCUGGAGCUGGGAGCGCCCGUAGACGGAGCCUCGGACAGCGGCAUGACCCCCCUCUGUCUGGCCGCCGCAGCAGGACACACAGGACUGGUCAGCCUGCUCUGUAAGAAGGGAGCCAAGGUGGGCCAUGUUGAUAAGAGUGGUCAGUGUGCCCUGGUCCAUGCUGGGCUGAGGGGCCACCCAGACAUCAUCCACUACCUGCUGAACCAGGACUGGGGCCCCACAGAGGCCCCGGAGGGCCAACAGCAGCAUGGUGUGAAGAGCAGUGUGAAGGGCCAGGCCUUACAACAGGCCCUGACGGCCGCCUGCAGCAUGGGACACACUCACGUUGCGAAGAGCUUACUGGAGCUGAAACAUGAAGAUUUGGCUGUGCAGAUAGACGCUCCCGACACGCUCUGGGGAGAGACGGCUCUGAGUGCGGCUGCAGGCCGGGGCAGGACAGAGACAUGCGUUUUCCUGCUGGAGAGAGGUGCAGGGGCGGAGCAGCCCAACCGGAGGGGGGUGGUCCCACUCUUCAGCUGCAUCAGGCAUGGACACCCCCAGGUAGCAGAGCUGUUUCUGCAGCACGGUGUGGACAUUAACACCAUCGAUAAGCAGGGCCGCAGUUUGCUGAUGGUGGCAGCCAGCGAGGGCCACCUCAGCACUGCGGACUUCCUGCUGACAAAGGGCGCGUCUUUAGCCUCUGUGGACAAGGAGGGCCAGACAGCUCUGAGCUGGGCGUGUCUGAAGGGUCAGAAGGGCGUGGUGCAGCGCCUGGUGGAGAAGGGGGCAGAGAUAGACCACCCUGAUAGGAACGGACGUACCCCUCUCGACCUGGCAGCUUUCAACGGUGAUGCAGAGACGGUUCAGUACCUGGUGGAGAAGGGUGCGGUGGUGGAGCAUGUGGACCACAGUGGGGUGAGGCCUCUGGAGAUGGCUGUGGGCUGUAGGAACACUGCUGUAGUGGUCACCCUACUGAAGAAAGGGUCCAAGCCGGGCUACAGAACAUCCCCUUAUGAUCGAUCAGGUCAUGCUACGUGGGCGAUGGCCACAUCCAAACCAGACGUCCUCCUCAUCCUCCUACAGAAACUCAUGGAGGAGGGCAACCUGCUGUAUAAGAAGGGGAGGAUGAAGGAGGCAGCCCAGAGGUAUCAGUACGCCCUGAGGAAGUUCCCCCGAGACGGCUUCGGAGACGAUCUGAAGGGCCUGAAAGAGCUCCGUGUCUCCUUGUACCUCAACAUGUCACGCUGCCGCAGGAAAACCAAUGAUUUUGGUAUAGCAGAGGAGUUUGCCACCAAAGCCCUGGAACUGAAACCCAAGUCUUAUGAGGCGUUCUACACCAGAGCACGAGCCAAGAGGAGCAGCAGGCAGUAUGCGGCGGCGCUAGCUGACCUCAGCGAGGCGUCUCGGCUCUGCCCCACCAACCGGGAGAUCCGCCGUCUGCUGACGCGUGUGGAGGACGAGUGUCAACAACAACAGCAGCAGUCCCCCAACACACCACAGGGCCAACAAGCAGCACACAGCCAGACUCCCGACGACCUCACAGAGAGGAGCCAGGACACAGAGAGGAGUUGUGAUACACAGAGCCAGGAUGAACUAGAUGAUGAUUAUGAAGAGAUAGGGGGAGAGGAAGAGCCCUCACAGAACCCCUAUGGACCCAACAGGCCCAAGAACCCCUAUGGACCCGACAGGGCUCUCCCAUCAGUACCAGGCGCAGUGGGCUUAGCUCCCCUGGAACCCAGGCCUGGUUCCCCUCUGGACGAGUCCACACAGACCAACCUGUCUCUGGACAAGCAGGGCCCUGUCCUGCAGGGUCCUAGACAAAACCAAAGCAUGAAGACCAAGCAGCAGCACUGUAACUCCCUGCAGGUAGGGGGCAGACCAGGGGGCAGGCCUAUGUCUCUGUGUGGCCCCUCCAGCCCCCUGCCAGGCAGACACAUCUCUACCUCCCUGAGACCCAGCCCUGGCCUGGGCAUCGACAUCAGCCCUCUGCCCUCUUCCACAGACCACCAACUGGGGCUCACCCCUGCCAACCACCACCACUCCUCAUCUGUGCAGCCCUUCCAGGGCCACUCCUCUAGCCUGGCUAGGGGAACAGACAGGCUCUCAGCCCACCACGGCACCACGCUGGACGGACAGGCUGGGUCCCUCACCCCUGGGUUUGGUAAGGAGGUAAGGAGGGAGGGUCCUGGGGGGUCAGCUGGCCCGGGUCUGCGUUCUGGUGGUCAGACGGGCAGUAUGAAGGCCUCCAGCUCUAGCAGUAGCUUAGCCUCCAGCGGGACCCUGUCAGACAGCGGCAGGAUCCAGGCACCUCAGGGGCCCGACGUGCCUCGCCCCAGACCGGCUAAACCAGAGCUCAAGCCUCGGCCCUUCAUGGGGGUGAAAGACAAGGCAGUGCGUGUCCAGGGGCAGCCCCCACCUGGACUGGGCUGGCAAGGUCAGCCUCACUCCCAGCCACUCUCCCCUGAAGGUCUAGAGAACCAGAGACACAGCAUGGCCCCUAUGGACAACAUCCAGGGAUUAAAUAAUGAGUUCAAGCAGAGGUCCUCUUAUGCGGAGCCACUGCAGAGCCAGACUCCCCUCCAGGUGCUCAACGGGGCCCAGGCUCAGGCCCAGCACCUGGCCCAACAGGCUCAGGCCAAGGCCCUGGCUAGGGAGUUUGGAGACAGAUUCUACCACCGGGAGCCAAGACCAGGUCCAGCUGCAGGCCUACAUCACUCCUCCCAGUUCCCAGACGGGAACCACCGGCAGGCAGGGCUCACCAGAGAUAACCCAGCCAUCCUACCCAUCAAACCUAAACGCUCCUUUAUAGAAUCCAACGUCUGAACUGACCAUACAUUCAGUCAAGCACAAACACAGGUGCAGACACCAUAACAACUUUCUCUGUAUUCCAGAGAAACGGUGGCAAGGGAAGGGUUUCAAAGUUUCUUUCUUAAUCUGACUCUUGUAAAGUGACAGUGUAUGUGAUGCACUGCGUUUAGACUUAAGCAGUAUUUGAGGCUUUUGUGCUUUUUGCGUAAGCAUGCCUAGAGCAACUCCAGUAAGCCAACAACACAGUGCACAUAAUCAGACCUGGGAAACACCAUAUAGUACCAGCCCAAUAGCUGAACAGUAGCACAGCAUCCUACUAUGGGCCAUUAUAACAAUGAUGUAGUUUGUAAAGAAAAACACGGAAGGGUUUCGAUACUAAUGGACGAGAAGCCAUUUGAUUAAACGGUUGGCUAAUGAUCGGCACGCAUAUUGAAUAGGGAUACAUUAGAUUUGUAUGCGUUCUAUUUAUAGACUAUAUAAGUGGUGAUAGCCUUUGUCAGUAUAACGGAGCCCUCAAUGCAAAGUGUUUCUCAAUGCAUGGAGGGUUCUUUUCCUUUGUACAUUUUUAUAAAUAAUCAUAUUUAAGUGUACAUAUAAUCCUACGGACAUUGUUGUAACUGCUUGUUGUUGCGGUCUAUGUUCAUGUAUUUACUGUGCCGAUGGCUUGUUCAGCUGUAAGAGCAAUAUAUUUUAUAUAGUUAUUUUUGCACAGCUAGAGAAAUAAUUGAAAAGUUGAUGGAUUUAUUUAGUUUAUGUGCGCACAACAUUAACAGUUUACAGUAAGGUACAGAAUAGCUUGUAAGGGUAUUAUUGGUGAGAUGAUACAGAUAUUCUACAUGAACAUUGUUGCCAUCCUUGAUUUGUGAGCUAUGCGACACAUUAUACAGACUAUGCUCAAGCACUACUACCAUAAUCAUGGGAAAAUAAAAUCUCUUUGGAAAACUAAAA